This is a messenger RNA of Suricata suricatta (meerkat), 948 nucleotides long. RefSeq names its product olfactory receptor 2W1-like. The record is from RefSeq and is a predicted model, not a curated record. Gene Ontology annotation, biological process: G protein-coupled receptor signaling pathway. NCBI's taxonomy places the organism in Eukaryota, Metazoa, Chordata, Mammalia, Carnivora, Herpestidae. Gene Ontology annotation, cellular component: membrane. The coding region runs from base 1 to 948 and encodes 315 amino acids. Gene Ontology annotation, molecular function: G protein-coupled receptor activity; olfactory receptor activity. The transcript has a single exon.
AUGGUCAAUGACAGCCACUUUGGUGGAUUUAUACUCCUUGGAUUCCAGGAGCAGCCGCAGCUGGAGAUGAUCAUCUCUGGGGUUGCCUUUCUCUUCUACACCAUUGCCUUGACGGGAAACAUGGCCAUCGUCCUGCUGUCUUUCCUAGAUGACAAUCUUCAGACCCCCAUGUACUACUUCCUUAGGAAUUUGGCCAUCUUGGAUCUCUGUUAUACCACAAAUAUAGUCCCACAGAUGUUGGCCAAUGUCUGGGGUAAGGACAAAAAUAUCUCUUUUGGUGGCUGUGCGCUUCAACUUUUCACUGAUGUGACACUAUACACAGUCGAAUGUUUGCUUCUGGCUGUGAUGUCUUAUGACCGGUUCAAUGCUGUCUGCAAGCCUCUGCACUACAUGACCAUGAUGAAUCCCCAGCUCUGUCAAACCCUGGUGGCCAUGAGCUGGGGAGUUGGUGUCACUAAUUGCAUGAUACUUUCACCCUAUGCCAUGAGUCUUCCCCGAUGUGGGAACCGCCAUCUGGAUCACUUUUUUUGUGAAAUCUCUGCAAUGGUCAAGAUUGCAUGUGUGAACACUACAGCCAUGGAGGUAACCACAUUUGCCAUGUGCCUGGUUAUAGUUCUCGUUCCCCUUCUUCUCAUUCUGGUUUCUUAUGGCUUCAUUGCUGUAGCUGUGUUCAAGAUCAAAUCUGCAGCAGGAAGACAGAAAGUAUUAGGGACCUGUUCCUCCCACCUCAUUGUGGUGUCCAUCUUCUACGGGACUGUUAUCUACAUGUACAUCCAGCCAGGAAACAGUCCAUCUCAGGAUGAAGGUAAACUUCUCAGUAUCUUUUAUUCCAUUGUCAAUCCCAGCUUGAACCCCCUGAUCUACACACUAAGGAAUAAGGAUUUCAAGGGCGCUGUGAAGAGGCUGAUUGGAAAAGGAAAGAGUUCCCUGGAAACAAUGAGACACUGA